Pantherophis guttatus is the source of this 4101-nucleotide messenger RNA. It is a transcript of the gene SPATC1, whose product is annotated as spermatogenesis and centriole associated 1. NCBI's taxonomy places the organism in Eukaryota, Metazoa, Chordata, Lepidosauria, Squamata, Colubridae. Gene Ontology annotation, cellular component: centrosome. The record is from RefSeq and is a predicted model, not a curated record.
CCGGCAGUGGAUAGGAGAGGGGAGCUGUUGGCAGCUGGGGCUCCCACAUGGCCCUCUGAAUGUCAUUCUUUUGGGGCACCCUGAGGCAGCAAAGUCUCCCCACUUCAACGCAUUUUUAAGGGGAUGGCUAUCUUUGCUCGCUAUGAGGCAUUGAGAAAAGAAAUCAAGGCCCUCGUGGCUGAAAACGAAGAACUGAAACAGCUGGUGCUGCUUCUACGCGAAAACCAGGAGCUCAAGUCCCUCCUUCACGACCAAUUCAACGAGAGAAAUCUGCUGCCCAACUUUGAAUCCAGCCGGCUGGACCAACAAGAACCUUUAGCCAACCAGGCCUUCCUUGACUCUUCCAACUUGGAUCAAUCCCAAAAUUCCCAGAACGCCAUCUUGCGGCUGGGCAUUCGACAGCGACAUCCAUCUGGCCUCACAGCCCAGCUCACCACACAAUACCCUCCACCCCCUCCUCCACCAGGAGCCAUGGCUGCCAGUCUGCGGGGCUCCCCUCCCCGCUUCCAGGUCUGCUCUCCCGCAGGUUCCACUUCAGGUGUUGGCGGUGCUUCUCAGCGGAGCAGCGGCAGCUCAAUCGUCCCACGGGGCUACUGCUUUGAGUGCCCCAUCCCAUGGCACCCCCACCUGCCAUCUACAUCUGCAGGGGUUCCCCUCCUCGCACCAACUAGUCUGCCCGACCUUCCCAGCACCCAGCUCACCUCAGUCUUGCCUGGCAGCAGCCUGCCCAACCUUCCUGCUGCCCGGCAGGGAAGGGGGACGUACUCCAUCCCCAGCGCUGGAGGGCGGACGUACUCCAUCCCCAGCCCUGGAGGGGGGACGUUCUCCAUCCCCAGCCCUGGAGGGGGAAUGCCCAAAUGGCACAUUGCUAGCUCCGAGCUCCCCAGCAUCCAGCAGCUCUCCCAGCUGCCCUCUGUCUUUUACAGCCCCACCGGGCCCACUGCUGGGCAAGGAAGGGGGACGUAUUCCAUCCCCUGUGAUGAAGGGAUGCCCAAAUGGCACAUUGCUAGCUCCGAGCUCCCCAGCAUCCAGCAGCUCUCCCAGCUGCCCUCUGUCUUCUGCAGCCCCACCGGGCCCACUGCUGGGCAAGGAAGGGGGACAUACUCCAUCCCCUGUGAUGAAGGGAUGCCCAGCUGGAACAUUGGUAGCGCCGAGCUCCCCAGCAUCCAACAGCUCUCCCAGCUGCCCUCUGUCUUCGGCAGCCCCACCGGGCCCACUGCUGGGCAAGGAAGGGGGACAUACUCCAUCCCUGGCAUAUCAGGCACUCCCGAGGCGCCCAGCACGCAAAACUUGUCACAGCUCACCUCCGUCUUCGGCAGCAGCCUGCCCUCCACCCAGCUGCUCUCCCAGCUGCCCUCCGCCUUCCUUAGCCCUACCCAGCCUGCUUCUGCUGGGCAGGGAGGGGGCACUUUCCCCCUCUCUUGCAUUCCAGGCACUCCCGAGGCGCCCAGCACGCAAAACCUGUCGCACCUCACCUCCGUCUUUCGGCAGCAGCCUGCCCUCUACCCAGCUGCUCUCCCAGCUGUCUCCGCCUUUCUUAGCCCUACCCAGCCUGCUUCUGCUGGGCAGGGAGGGGGCACUUUCCCCCUCUCUUGCAUUCCAGGCACUCCCGAGGCGCCCAGCACGCAAAACCUGUCGCACCUCACCUCCGUCUUCGGCAGCAGCCUGCCCUCCACUCAGCUACUCUCCCAGCUGCCCUCCGCCUUCCUUAGCCCUACCCAGGCUGCUGCUGCUUUCCCCUUUCCUUGCAUUCCAGGCACUCCCGAGGCGCCCAGCACACAGUACCCCUCCCAGCUGCCCUCCAUCUACAUGAAGCCCACUUCUGGCCAGGAAGGGGGGAUGGUCUCCUUCCCUCAAGGGACUCCCGAGGCGCCCAGCACGCAGAACCUGUCGCACCUCACCUCCGUCUUCGGCAGCAACCUGCCCUCCACCCAGCUGCUCUCCCAGCUCAGCUCCGCCUUCAGUCCUAAGCCCAUCUGUGGCAGGGACGUGUCAAUGUCCCUCCCCACCCAGCAGCAGCCCUUCCAGCCCAUCGAGGCUUCAAGCCCCAUCCAGCCCAUCCAGGGGGCCAAUUACUUCAGCUCUCCAGGCAGUCCCGAGCUGUCCAGCAUGCAGUCCCCGCUGCCCUCCAUGUACAUGAAGCCCAUUGCUAGGCAAGGAGGGAGGAUAUUCACCUUCCCCAGCGUUCCAGGCAGCCCUGAGCUCUCUGGCACGCUGCCCUCCAUCUACAUGAAGCCCACUGUUAGGCAAAGACAGAGGAUAUUCACCUUCCCCACUAUUCUAGGCGGCCCCGAGCUGCCCAGCCCACAGUACCCCUCCCAGCUGCCCUCCAUCUACAUGAAGCCCACUUCUGGCCAGGAAGGGGGGAUGGUCUCCUUCCCUCAAGGGACUCCCGAGGCGCCCAGCACGCAGAACCUGUCGCACCUCACCUCCGUCUUCGGCAGCAGCCUGCCCUCCACCCAGCUGCUCUCCCAGCUCAGCUCCGCCUUCAGUCCUAAGCCCAUCUGUGGCAGGGACGUGUCAAUGUCCCUCCCCACCCAGCAGCAGCCCUUCCAGCCCAUCGAGGCUUCAAGCCCCAUCCAGCCCAUCCAGGGGGCCAAUUACCUCAGCGGCUCCCUCUCCAGUCCCUCUGGCCCUUGCCCCCCUUCCUACAUGGUCCCCUCCUGGGAUUCUUAUGGCGGUUUGCAGCUUCCACCCCCUGUCGGUGACCCCUUUUCCCAGUUCUCCUCUGACAUCUUCUCCAUGGGAUCUGACCCUGGGAAGCCCCAGUUGCCUGCCAUGCCAAGCAUCUCCCCGACACAGCCCUCCCGCUAUUUACGCUUCCCUGGGGAUAUCUAUAAUCUCGGGGGGGACCCUUAUUGCGCCCCCUACAGUCCUGGCCAAUUUUCUCCCUAUUCCCCAUCUGGCACUUUCUCCCAGCUGGGCCCCUGCAGUCCAUUCAGCCCUGGCAGCUCUGGCAUGGGUGGCACUCCCACUGGCAGCCCUUUCUUCCCGCUGGCUCCAGGAUCCCCUGAUAUGUCCAGCCUCUAUGGGCCGAUGGCGCCAGGAAGCCCAAUGACCUUCUCUGGUGGCCCAAUGACCCCAAUGUCUGGCACAACCGCCUCCAGUGGCAACAGCGUCUUCAGCUCACUGGUCCCAGACUCUUCACUCGGCACAAUCCCCAGUCCCUAUAGCUCCCUGGGGGCCUGUAGCCCUUUUGGAGUUGUGCCCCCAGCCAGUUCCCCUGACACAUCCAGCCUCUAUGGGCCCAUGUUCCCGGCCAGCUACGUCUCCAGCCUCUACGGGCCAAUGGUCCCAGCCAGCCCCACCAGCUCAGGCAGCCCGUUAUUCUCCAGUGGCCCCUCCAGCCUCUUCAGCCCAUUAGGUCCAGCUGGCUCUCCUGGCACCAUUUGUGUCCCAUCGCCCAUCCAGUUCUCCCCACUGGCCACUUCACCCACCCCAGCCUUAGGCCCAAGACCCAUCACGUCACCCAUGCUGCCCAGCCCCAUGCUGAGCCCAGCCGUCAGCCCGGAACCCACUGAGAAGAGCGAUCGCCGCACACAAGGCACUGCCAUGGGCAGAGAUUCCAAGGCUGCAACCUUUGAACGUAUCGUGGGGGAGGUGGCCUUCCAGCUGGACCGACGGAUCCUCUCCAGCAUCUUCCCCGACCGGGUCCGUCUCUACGGCUUCACCGUUGGCAACAUCCCUGAGAAAAUAAUGCAGGCUGAAAAUGACACCGUCAACCCCCUGACCCCAGAACAGCGGUCAGCCAUGAUGGACCGCUACAAUGAAAUCAUGAACCGCUUGAAGCCGCAGAACUACAACCCCACCUUCCACCCCCAGUUCACAGAGCACAUUGUGAACACCUACGGCAUCCUCCGUGAACGUCCCGACGCCACAGGCUCCGAAGCUCAGCUGUACAAUGAUCCAAACUACCUGCACGAGGUGAUAGUCAGCGUGGUUCCCCAGGACAAGGUGGCCGACUGCCUGAUCCUGCUCAACUGCCUCCGACAGCUGUCCCAGGCCGAUGGGAAGCCCCUUUUCAUCUGGUGAUCAAGCUGCCUCCGCCCCCUUCCUGUCUCGCAUCCACCACAAGCGCAAUAAAACAUCUGCGAAAUGCAA